Penicillium canescens is the source of this 372-nucleotide messenger RNA. RefSeq names its product nuclear transport factor 2 family protein. The record is from RefSeq and is a predicted model, not a curated record. Gene Ontology annotation, biological process: protein import into nucleus. The coding region runs from base 1 to 372 and encodes 123 amino acids. The transcript is spliced from 6 exons. Gene Ontology annotation, cellular component: nuclear pore central transport channel. Lineage: Eukaryota; Fungi; Ascomycota; Eurotiomycetes; Eurotiales; Aspergillaceae.
AUGGACGACGACCAAUCAGCCCCAAUCGCUCAGGAAUUCCUGAAGUUCUACUAUGAGACCUUUGAAGGAGACCGCCAAAACCUCGCUCCUCUCUAUCGUCCUGAAUCUAAACUCACCCUUGAAGGCGCGCCCGUUAAGGCUUCGGAGAUCAUAGAGCGGAUUGCCUCAAUGCCCGCGUUGAAGCGCGAGAUUGUCACCUUCACGUCGCAAGAGUCCGCGAAUCGCACCGGCGUCCUUAUCACGGUGCAUGGUCACCUUCUCGCCGACGACAACGCUCGGAUGAACUUCAUCCAUGUCUUCAACCUGCUUCGCGAUGCCGGCGGUAGCUUCUUCGUGAGCAACGAGAUGUACCAGCUGGUCUACAACGCCUAA